CUGAGAUUCAGUUACUAGUUGAAUAUCAAAUCUCUGAGUAUUAUCAAGGGAUGAAGCCCGAAGAUGAGAGGUUUGAGAACAGAGAGAGAGAAUAUCGAUUCAUUACACAGUGAGGACAGAGAGAGUGAGUCCUCUGAGACCAGCUCUGAAGUUGGCAUAGUCAUUGCUGACAGCGAAUACAAGAAAAGUGAGAUGGAGGAUGAGCAGAUGCGAAGCUUUGGGAGCAAAUUGGAUGAAGAGCAGCCAGGUCUUGAGAUGGGCAGCCACUCCAGUCUCCCGGAAGAAGGGGUUGGCGUGGCUCAAGCAAUUCCAGGCUUGCUUUCUCAUCGGGAGUGGAAAAUUAAAGAGACAGCCACGCCAUCAUACAUCUCCUCCUCAAUGCCUUCUGGGAUCGGCUCUAGGUUCAUCUGUCUGAUCACCUACGGAUAGCAAAAAGGAAAACAACGCUAUCCGCUCAGCAUUGACGCUGAGUGGUACUCCAUUGUAGCACAAGAAUAAACAUAAUAAUUCAACAAUUAAGAUCGUGCAUAUGUUUAUCCUUUUAAUAAAAAUCAAUUCAACUUUACAUUCGGUUCUUUAGACGGUUGACCAACAGUCAACUUAUUUUCUUUCUUUUCAAAACGAUUUAGGUGUUACGGGUUUCCAUUUAACUCUUUGACCACCGGUCAAACCAAUUUAGACUUUCACCGAAGUCAAACCAAUUUAACAUUUAUUCCCUAUGACGGAGAUAGCCUCAAUCCGUAAUACCGAAGAUGGCCUCAAUUCGGUGGAGGUAGGAUCCCUCGGGCGAUGGCCUCAAACCCAAGAUCGCAGACCCUCGUGCGCACGUCUUA
Messenger RNA from Cuscuta campestris, 833 nucleotides. The record is from the annotation of a GenBank genome assembly. NCBI's taxonomy places the organism in Eukaryota, Viridiplantae, Streptophyta, Magnoliopsida, Solanales, Convolvulaceae.